AUGUCUGCUACCGACCAAGUCAAGCUCAGCAAUUUCAGCGAUAUCUUCUCCCUGGAGGGAAAGGUCGCCGUUGUGACCGGCGGGUCACGCGGUCUAGGGUUGCACGCAGCCUCCGGUCUCCUCCAAGCUGGAUGUUCCAAGGUGUACAUCACCUCUCGUAAGAAGGCAGCCUGUGAUGAAGCAGUGGCUGCUCUCAAUGCGAUCCCCAACAAACGGCCUGGCGCACAGGCCAUUUCCGUGCCAGCCGACAGCUCGGACAUGAAAGAGCUCGACCGGCUUGUGGCUGAGGUCUCUAAGACCACUGAUCGCGUUGAUAUUCUCUUCGCGAAUGCUGGUGCCACAUGGGGUGAGAAGUUCGACACGCACCCCGAGAAGAUGUUCUCCAAGGUCAUGGAUCUGAAUGUUAAAAGUGUCUUUUACACGAUCCAAAAGUUUACACCUCUACUUACGGCCAAGGCCACUCAUACCGACCCAUCUCGUGUGAUUAUUACCGCGUCUGUUGCCGGUAUUGGAAUUGGUACCGUGGGCGACAAUGCGACGCCCUCUUACUCUGCUUCCAAGGCUGCGGCUAUUCAUAUCGCCAAGAACUUGGCUGUUGAACUUGGACCGCGCCAUGUAUUGACAAAUGCCAUUGCACCAGGGUUCUAUCCCUCCAAGAUGGCCAGCGGGCUCAUCGAGUCAAAGGGCGGAAUGAAGGAGAUGGAGGAAUACUCGCCCAAUGGCAGGCUAGGAAAGCCCGAGGAUAUUGCAGGACUAGUUGUCUUCCUUGGAUCACGAGCUUCAAGCCAUUUGAACGGUGCUGUUAUUACAUCGGACGGUGGAGCCGUCUUGAAGGGAAGAUUGUAA
Molecule: messenger RNA, 846 nt
Organism: Penicillium olsonii
Lineage: Eukaryota; Fungi; Ascomycota; Eurotiomycetes; Eurotiales; Aspergillaceae
Source: the annotation of a GenBank genome assembly